CGAAGAAGAAGAAGAAGCCAUAACACCAUAGAAGAAAAUUUGCUUUCUUGUGUAGUAAAGAAAGACCCACAGACCGAACUAAAUAGGCUACCGAACUCUCAUUCGACUGAACAUGUCUAAACUACAGUCGUUUCGUGUGUUUUUAAAUGAGCGCUUAACGGAAGCUGCUGUGGAGAUUUUCGGUGCAGUUGAGAAAGCGGUAGUGGAGUACCAGGAGGAGAAUGAUCGGCUACGGAGAAUGCUGCGAAUCACACCGGAGAUAAAACUAUGUGGAAUAGGCUCCCUGCAGCUCUCUCUUGCUGUCUCUGAAGAGGCGGUUCCCCCUGAACAGCAGCACUGUGAGCAGGAGUGGAGCCACAGUCUGGGGCAGGAGGACCCAAAGCUCACACAGAUUAAAGAGGAACAGGAGGAACUCUGGACCAGUCAGGAGGAAGAGCAGCUUCAAGGGCUGGAGCCUGAUAUCAUAGAGUUCAAAUUUACUCCUUCCUGUGUGAAAAGUGAAUGUGAUCAGGAGGUCUCACUUCAGUCCUUAACUCUUCCCUUGACCCAGACUAUGGAGAACAGAGAGCGUGACUCGACACCAGCGGAUCUCAAACCUUGUGGCACUGUUACCAACCUAAAGGGUCUCGACAUUCCUUGUGACCGUCCAAGUAAUCAAAACAAUGCCUCUGGCCACAGCUCAGCCGUAAGCAGCCACCCAGUAGGACUUUACAGCAGCCCACCAAUGGAUGCCAACGCACCAUCGGGGGAACACCGCUCUAAACCCAGCACCACAUCUAUACAUAUUCACUCCUGCCACGACUGUGGUGAAACAUUUGCACUGAAAGCUGACCUGCAGAGACAUUUGACUCACCCCAAGAAGAGACCCAGUGAAUGCCGAUUAUGCAAAAAACACUACAACUCCACCUGUAAACUGAAGGCCCAUGUUCGACUCUGUCAGGGUGGGAAACCCUGCCUUGUUUGUGGUGAGACCUUCAAAUACAAAGGAGAUCUGUCCAGGCACAUGAAGACUCACAAAGGGGAGAAACCAUUCAGCUGUAGUGACUGUGGGAAAAGUUUCAAUCGCAAAGAGUACCUGACCGAACAUAUACGGACUCACACAGGAGAGAAACCAUUUAGCUGUGGUGUCUGUGGGAAGACCUUCAGUCAAAGGGGAGCCCUAGGGAGGCAUAUACGGACUCAUACAGGAGAGAAACCGUUUAGCUGUGGCGACUGUGGGAAAAGAUUCAGGCAGAAGGGUGACCUAGGGAAGCAUAUGUUGACUCACACAGGAGAGAAAAUAUUUAGCUGUGGUGACUGUGGGAAAUGUUUCAGUCGCAAACAUACGAACUGAUCAUAUACCGACUCACACAGGAGAGAAACCAUUUAACUGUCGAGACUGAAGGGUGACCUAAGGAGGCAUAUAUUGACUCACACGCGUGAUAAGCACACUGUUGCUCAGUUUGUGGUAGAACAUUCAUUCGUAAGGCUCAUCUGCUGAAACACGUGAAAGAAGUCGGGACAAAAGCGCAAAGAAAGAAAAUUAGGACAUAACGUCUUCUGUCAGAUGGGAAUAAAAGUUCAAGUUCAAGUUUUUGUCAUGUGCACAGGAUAAGAAAAAAGAAGAAACCCGCACACUGCUCUUGCUAGUAUCAUUGCUCUUUAUUAAGCUUUACGUACGUAUCGGCCUCAAGGCCUUCGUUAGAGCUUUGAGGCCGGUACGUAAAGCUUAAUAAAGAGCAGUGAUACUAGCAAGAGCAGUGUGCGGGUUUCUUUGUUUUUCUCAUCUUAUUCAACUGUCACCAUGCACCUGCAACAAAGAUGGCGCAGAUGUGCGAGUCCCUUUUCUGAAUUUUAAGUGCACAGGAUCUACAUGGUGUACAAUAAAAUGCUUACUUGCAGGUUCACCUCCUGGCAAUGCAACAACAAUAGAGCACAAGUAUGACAAUAAUGCAAAUAAAAGGCUCAAUUGAAUAACAAUAGAAUAAAAUGAAUAUAAAUACAAGGAGGCCACUCAAACAAAUUUACAGUAGAGUAUUUACACGCGUGUUAGGGGAGGGGAAUGUGGAGAGCAAAGUGUUGAAUUGUGCAAUAGUUAAGCAAUAAUAAGUAGAUGUUUAGUAGCAGCAGUCAUGGUGUACGUGUGUGAGUGCAUGUGUGCCAAGUUGUGGAGAGUCGGUGCAAAGGAGCUGUUGGUGUGCAGGUGGUCAGUACCAGUUCAGGCGUUGUGGGUCGAAACUGUCUCUGUGCCUGGCGGUCCCGAGACACAACGCUCUGAUACCGUCUGCCCGACAUUAAGGGAGUGAACAGUCAGUGGCUGGGAUGUGUGCGGUCCUUGAUAAUAUUACGGGCCUUUCUCGGGCACUGCUUGGGGAAAACGCCCCGUAUGGGUGGGACGACCACGGUCCCAGUGAUGGACUGGGCCUUCUUGACCAGAGUGGUGGUGGUUGACCGUUGUGAAAAAAGUACUACUUAAUUACUACACACAACAUAUUUGUGCAGUAGUGACUAUGUAGAGACUUGUAGGAAUGGUGUAGUUUAUGCACUAUUCAAGAUACACAAGUAGGGUGCAAUAGAAAAACACUAGUGUUUCCUGUAGUAAUCAGGUAGAUUUUUUAUAACUUGUUGAUGAGUAAAUAAGUAGUCAAAGUACUAUAGAUUCACUACAAAAGCUUUUCAAUAGUCAGAGCUUCUAGUGCUUGUUUGUAUAGUGAAUAAGUAGUUCCAAAACUUCAGCCAGACUACACCGCUUUUCAGUAGUGAUCAGGGCCCGGUUUCCCAAUAGCGUUGGAAUUUAGGCUUAACGACAGAUGUCACACCCGUUUCCCAAAAUGCCAUGCAGUGCACUCGUUACGAAGUGAAACAACUGUCACUACAGGAGCUCUCCCGUGCUGAAAAUGAAUCCAGAAUAUAGGCUAAAGAGCUCGCUGUAGCUGUUAAAUGAUUUAUGCCUAUUUGAAGUCAUCUUUUUUUUUUAUCACUUUAUUUUUACACAGUACACUUUUCCCAUCAAGAGAAGAACUGUUUUGUAGCUUAGUAUGUAUUUAAGUGUUUGCAUUAUACGUUUUCCAUGUGUCAUGUAGUCUUAAGUGUUUUCUCGUGCUAUUUUGUAUGCUAUGUUUGAUUGUCAAUUCUGCAUUUCUUAAGUUUGUGUAACUGAACAAGAACGAGUAAAGCCAAAGUCAGUCGCUCGCUCGUUCGCCAUUUAGAAAAUAUCAAGGUGACCUAAAAAUAGGCUUAGAUAACAAUGUUUUUUUUGUAAUUGCUCAACAAACCAUUGUAGCCUAAUGGCAGGCAGUAAUUGGGCUUCAAGUAGGUCUACAGAUAUAUUACAAUAAAACAUGAAGUAGCAAGGUAAGCGACGUUGUCAUAGACCUAAUAGGUUGACCUUAAGGUUAUUGGUUAAGCUACAGUGAAAUGUGUGAGCUUUUAGAAAACAGUACACUAUAGCCCUAAUAGAUACGAAUGUUGGAGCGGCUCAGAUGUAACCCGGUGGCUUUGUACUAGGUAGGUUUAUUGAUGACAUCCCUUUCAUGCAUGUCCAAACGGUCUUAGCUGUUAGCCGUUGUCAGAGAUGUAUUGUGUUUAGCCUAGCUGUUUGCUAGCCCCAUUGAAAUGUAGAAAUGCAGCCUCUGUUUUUGUUAUGCUAGCUAAUAACGAUGUGUUUUGUAUGCAAAUGUACAGUAAGCUAAUAAGUAUACUCACACAUUUUACUUACCUAUUUUGACCUGUUGCGAAGGAGGCCCUCGACAUGACUAGAGGCCAUUGUUGGUAGGAUUAACAUUGUUUAUCAUAUUUAUUUCUUAUUUAACCUCUGUUAGCAGAUCAUUGAUAAUGGCUUAUAAUUGGUUGUUUCGUGUGCAUGUCUUUUAAUAGAAAAUAAAAUAUAAACUCUGUGGAUGUGGAAAGCUGAUGUUCUCCUGAGUAGAAUGACACAAUGUACAGGAAAUUGUGUACGAUGCAAUAUGUAUGUCCAUUAUGAAAAACCUACUUCGUUUAAGCUAAGGGCCGCAGAAUGAGCAGUGAUGCUCCUUGGGUUGUACACUGUGGAUUUGGAAACUAGCGGUGCUCCUGAGUAGAAUGGGCCCUACUUUUACUGCAACACAGUGUACAGGAAAUUGUGUGCUACGGAGCAGUAUGUCCAACAUUAAAAACUUACUGAACUUCAUACAAUGCGGAUGGGCUAAUUAACAAUAGGAUUUAAGUGUUUUUCAAAGUUGAUUAUUAUAAUAUUGUUAUUACUAUUAUUAAUAGUAGCAUUAAAUGUUUUGUUAUAUUACCAUGAUAAUUAUCUACAAUAAAAAUCAUUACUUUUAA
Molecule: messenger RNA, 4296 nt
Organism: Salvelinus fontinalis (brook trout)
Lineage: Eukaryota; Metazoa; Chordata; Actinopteri; Salmoniformes; Salmonidae
Product: zinc finger protein 135-like
Exons: 2
Coding region: 113-1333 (406 amino acids)
Biological process (GO): regulation of transcription by RNA polymerase II
Cellular component (GO): nucleus
Molecular function (GO): DNA-binding transcription factor activity, RNA polymerase II-specific; RNA polymerase II cis-regulatory region sequence-specific DNA binding
Source: RefSeq, a predicted model, not a curated record